Molecule: messenger RNA, 1430 nt
Organism: Rana temporaria (common frog)
Lineage: Eukaryota; Metazoa; Chordata; Amphibia; Anura; Ranidae
Product: SRSF protein kinase 1-like
Exons: 12
Coding region: 46-1362 (438 amino acids)
Biological process (GO): spliceosomal complex assembly; regulation of mRNA processing; protein phosphorylation
Molecular function (GO): protein kinase activity; ATP binding
Source: RefSeq, a predicted model, not a curated record
UCACCACAUUCCCCUUCAGAGGAAGUCUGUACUCGCUGCCCUUCUAUGAACCGUAUGGCCGCCUCAUUCCAGCUCUGGGACUUUACAGAACGCACUAUAGGGAGCAGCGACCGGGCGCAGCGAGACAAAUCCCGUCUACCGGCGGCAGACGACGCUCUGGACACACCGACCGUCUCAACUGGGCAAGCAGCCUGCUUAGAGGAAAAUACAUCUUUCACUAUGUCUACUAAAGAUCUGGACCAGGAGAACCCUGCAGAAUAUUGCCAAGAAGGAUACCACCCGGCAAAAAUGGGUGAACUGCUGAACAGGAGGUACCAAGUCAUGAACAAGGUCGGAUGGGGCUAUUUCUCCACAGUGUGGCUAUGUCGAGACUUGCAGAUGAAGAAGUGUGUUGCGGUGAAGAUUUCAAAAAGCGGGAAAAAGUUUAAUGAAGCCGCCAUGGAUGAAAUUGCGCUGCUUAACUGUGUAAAUGGGGCGCGCAAAAAGGAUUCGCAAGGAGAAAACGUCAUACGAUUUCUGCAGGACUUCAAACUGAUUGGAGAAAACGGCCUCCAUGUGUGCCUUGUGUUUGAGUUGCUAGGACCAUCUCUCCUACACUUGAUGAGGAACUAUGGACCUAAGGGGCUACCACUGAGCUGUGUAAAAAGAAUUAUACAACAGGUGCUCCAAGGUCUGGGCUUUUUACACACGAAAUGUCGCAUCAUCCACACGGACAUCAAACCAGAAAACAUACUGGUGUGUGUGAAUGAGGACAAUCUACAGCGGUACAUGGAAGAGGCCACCAUCUGGAAUCAAAACCGAAUCAGCGAAGGGAUUGAUGCAAACUUCCUAACCCACCUGUUUGACACUGGAAAUGUGGACAUGCUGGGGAUUAAAAUAGCUGACUUGGGAAGUGCAUGCUGGACAUAUAAACCUUUUUCUGAAGAGAUCCAGACGCAGCAGUACCGAGCACUGGAGGUCCUCCUGGGCUCUGGAUACAGUACCCCAGCUGACAUAUGGAGCACUGCAUGCAUGGCAUAUGAAAUGGCCACAUCCUAUUACCUUUUUGAGCCUCAAGCUGGAGAGAACUUCACAAGGAACGAUGAUCACAUUGCCUGUAUGAUUGAGCUGCUUGGGCGCAUACCACCAAAAAUCGCUUUUUCUGGGAAAAACUCAUCAACCUGUUUUAAUAAGCAAGGUUACCUCCUCCGUAUCCAGUACCUGUACCCCUGCGGUCUUUAUGACACUCUGGUGAGCCGGCACAAGUGGCAGAAGAACGAGGCCCUCAUAUUUGCCAGCUUCCUCCUACCCAUGUUGGAUUAUUCUCCAGAAAAGCGAGCCACGGCGGAGAAAUGUCUUCAGCACCCCUGGUUACAAUGCUGAUACCUGGCCGUGUUCUUUUAUGUUUUUAUUUUUGUACUUUGUAUAAUUUCAUUAAAUAUUCAACAAGC